This is a messenger RNA of Blastomyces gilchristii SLH14081, 2256 nucleotides long. Its product is annotated as glutathione S-transferase. The record is from RefSeq and is a predicted model, not a curated record. Lineage: Eukaryota; Fungi; Ascomycota; Eurotiomycetes; Onygenales; Ajellomycetaceae. The transcript is spliced from 6 exons. Bases 1132 to 1899 code for a protein of 255 amino acids.
AUUAUUUACUAACUUGCUAAAAAACUCGGAGAUACGUAGAUAUAUUCAUUGCACCUUAACCUUUAGUUUCUUAUACGCUACGUAUGACCACCUGUUGAAUAAUACAACAGAGCUGCCUGAGUAAUCUGGUAAUGUAUAGUACCUACCUCUCUGGCGCUCUGUAUUCACCGUCUUUUAUAGAGCGCAAUACAUACAUAUAAUAGUAGUAGCUGUCCUACGUUUCACAGAUACCUGUUCAAAGUGCAGAAGGUCCGUGGAAAGCAGGCAAACUGCUGCAACGACACUGGAUGUUGGCUAAAUCCCUGGUAUUCGCGCGGAGUACGGAGUAUCAAGUAGAUCGAAGCAAGAUCAGUUUCCACAGCUUGACCUAGUACUUUUAUAUCAAACUUUCUGGAGUUGUUCAAAUCCUUCGAGCCACGUUUGAGGCUUCCAAAUUUGCAAUUAUUGCCGGCUUGACGGUUUACUGGUUGGUUCCCUUGAAGCAGUUGGCAAUGCGGAAAAAGAAUCCUGCGGCACGAAUCCUACGAUGUACGAUGGACGGAGUACGGAGGUUGAGCUGAACAGCUGCCGGUAUAUUGGCAAGCAACUUUUACCGGAUUGGAGUGAAUAAUACUUCAGCUCCAGGGUUUGCCGUACAAGUAGCGACUAGGAGAUUUUUUGGAUGCGCCUCCGAGUCCAAAACGUGGCCGGCAUGUAGCAAUUGUAUCCGACUUGUUUUCCGACACAUGUGGGAGAACACAGGCCGCUCCGACAUUCCUGCCGGGCGGCUUCCUGGAACCCGAACGCGAAUUAUUGUCGCCGCAAAAACUAAUGCGUUGGGCUUUGGCCCCCGGUCUCCUUUUUCCGACCAUCAGCUUUGUUAAGCUAGCGUGAUUGAUAAGCUAACAUGACAGAAGCUCCUCUCAUGGAUGGCGGUGACUAUUUCCUAUUGUAGGUUGUGCUUCCCGAGUAGCUGGUUUCAUAGAUGUAUUUAAGAAACCUGCCAACCCCGGCCGUUUAUGAUAUGUUGUCAAGAGCAGCAAAAGCAGUUUACUUGGUCGAUCCAUCGGACAUCAUCAUACCAGACUGAACUUCUCAAAAUUGACGUACUUGAAAAAUUACUUAGCUUUCAUCUCCCGCUCAAAAUAAGCAAUGACGAUCAAGCCCAUCAUUGUUUGGCUGACUCCCUCGGGUCCAAAUCCGUGGAAGGUGGUCACGAUUCUUCAUGAGCUUGAGGUCCCUUAUGUCAUUAAUUCAUUCAAGUUCGACGAUGUCAAGAGGCCGCCCUUCAUCAAUGUUAAUCCUAACGGUCGAGUUCCGGCUAUCGAGGAUCCAAAUACCAGUCUGACUCUCUGGGAGUCCGGCGCUAUUGUGCAUUACCUAGAGGAGGUAUACGAUAAAGAGAAGAAACUGACAUACGACAGUCUGCAUAAGAGGCAUCUGCUAAAUCAGUGGCUUCAUUUCCAAGUCAGUGGUCAGGGCCCGUACUAUGGGCAAGCUGGAUGGUUCACUGUCCUUCACCAUGAGAAAAUCCCCUCAGUCAUCGAGCGUUAUCAGAAUCAAGUUCGCCGAGUUUUGGAAGUUCUGAACGGUGUCCUUGAAGGCAAGCAGUGGCUUGUCGGUGACAAGUGCACCUAUGCUGACUUGUCCUUUAUGCCUUGGAACAACCGCCUUGACUUGCUGCUCGAAAGCCCUGACCCCCUUGCCCCGUAUCCGAAUGUACAGGCAUGGCAACGCCGUAUGGAGGCUCGUGACUCGUGGAAGAAGGCUAUGGAGGUCAGGGAAAAAUAUAUGAAUGAGCAGGGCUUGCAGGCAAACGGAAUGCCUUUGGGUAUAGAUAAUGCCCAGCAGUAUGAGGAGCUUAUUGCGCAGAACCAUGCAGCGGCGGAGGCUGCGAAGGUAAAGGCUGCAAAGGCUUAGGGGCUAAGUUUUCUUGCUUUAAUUACUGACGAAGGAUGUCUCUUUCCUUACCUCUAUAUACAUACAUUUUAGUCCACCUAUACGUCAUGGUGCACACGAUGAAUAAUCUUUUGUUCAAGGUGUAUGUAGCGAGUGCAUUUGUUGAUUCCUAUGGAGCGUAUAUGACCCCUCUUUUGGCAAUACCUAGAAAUGAGUGAGAUAGGCUUCCUAUCGUCCAUCCAUCCAAUUCAUAUCCUGACGAUACUUGUUCAUACCCACUACCUAGUACCUACCCAAUGAAAAAAAGCUUGAAGUAGGGCGAAAAUAAAUAUCUCCACCACUUACAUAUCGCACUCUCGUUCCCGUUGCAUACUCGUG